This is a messenger RNA of Penicillium malachiteum, 615 nucleotides long. RefSeq lists its product as uncharacterized. The transcript has a single exon. NCBI's taxonomy places the organism in Eukaryota, Fungi, Ascomycota, Eurotiomycetes, Eurotiales, Aspergillaceae. The record is from RefSeq and is a predicted model, not a curated record. Bases 1 to 615 code for a protein of 204 amino acids.
AUGGGCUCAGCGGGAAAUGAGACUCUAGUUGGAUGGGUCUGGGAUAAUCCCGGUCGAAGCACGAUUAGCUUGAUUACAACAUGCCUCGCUACAAUACUCCUCUGCACGUGGGUUGUGAUACACCCCCGAGUUUAUAAACGCGAAUCCUACGCUAUGCUACACAAACUUGCCCUUUUCGUUAAAGGAAUCAUCGCCCCGGAAUUUAUUGCCGUUGAGGGGCUCCAAGAAUGGGCACAAUGUCGAAGAAUGGAAAGGGAAUGUUCUGCUUUCUCGAGAGGCGAGUUCAAAUUCAUCCACGCCUUCUAUAUCAGCAUUCUCGCCCUGAGAUACCGAUCCCCGAAAGGCGACCGCGUCAUCUGGCCGAACCAAUAUACCUGGGUACUUACCCAAUGUUUUAUCCGGUGGGAAGAACAUCCAAGCUGUGGCCUAUCGCUGGAUGAUAUUUGUGACAAGAGUAAAUCAGACGGUGCUGCGAAGCUGCUGGCUUUGAUGCAAGUGAUCUGGUUUUCAGCGCAGUGCAUAUUACGCGUCGUAUAUUCCCUUCCGCUCUCCCAGUUGAAGUCUAUGACUAUUGGAUACAUUCCAUUGUUUAUCGUGACAUAUUUCUUCUGGUAG